Oryzias melastigma (Indian medaka) is the source of this 2523-nucleotide messenger RNA. RefSeq names its product CMP-N-acetylneuraminate-beta-galactosamide-alpha-2,3-sialyltransferase 4. The transcript is spliced from 10 exons. The record is from RefSeq and is a predicted model, not a curated record. Gene Ontology annotation, molecular function: sialyltransferase activity. The coding region runs from base 297 to 1322 and encodes 341 amino acids. Gene Ontology annotation, biological process: glycolipid biosynthetic process. NCBI's taxonomy places the organism in Eukaryota, Metazoa, Chordata, Actinopteri, Beloniformes, Adrianichthyidae.
GCUUUGUAAAUAUAUGCAAACAUCUGCAAAGAUGGAGUUUUGCAACAAUAAGUCAGAGGUUUUACCAAACUGUUAAAUCUUUAAAACUUAUACCUUGAUUUUCGUUUAACUGAUUUGUUUUACCCUACAAGCAUGCACUCAUGUCUGUAAAGGUUACCUGUCUUGCUGUGGGUGUGUCUAAUGGAUUGAGGGCUUGAGGACUUGAAGUCAGUCAGAUACUUGUCUGUCAGAACACACCACCUCCUCAGAAUGGGUUUGUGUUUUGUGGACUUUUAAGGCGCAAACAGAAAGAGACAAUGACUUCGAUCACAAUGUCACGUCAGUUCCAAACACUCCUCCAAAGUAGUCUAAUUUUCAUCCUCACCUUUCUAACAUUCUGUGCUUUCUUCGUAUCUUUGGAAAGCCAGUCCCACACCAGCAAAAAUCUACACAUCAGCAAGUCACAGUGCAACGCCUGGUUAACACAUAAGAAGUGGAGGAGCCUGAAACUUACAAUUACCAAGAGAACAAAGCUUUUUGUGAAACUGGAGGAUUUUUUCUGGAGGAAGGAUGUAUCCCGACUGCCUUUACCGUAUGGCAUGAAAGGAAGUGAAUUGUUGCUACUCAAAGUUCUUGCUGCAACAGCAAAUUAUGACAUGCCAGCCCAUAUUGAAAACCUUGAUUGCAGAACGUGUGUAGUGGUGGGAAAUGGCUUCUCCAUCAAAAACUCCUCCUUGGGAAGGCUCAUUAACACAUAUGAUGUAGUCAUUAGGUUAAAUGAUGCUCCAGUUAGGGGCUACGAGGAGGACGUGGGAAACAAGACCACCAUGAGGAUAUUCUACCCCGAGUCGGCCUCCUCCAACCCCAGGGUGCACAAUGAGGAGGACACACUGAUGGUCAUGGUGCCUUUUAAACCACACGAUCUUCGCUGGCUUAAAGAGAUGCUCUAUGAUGAGAAGAGGGACAGUAGAGGCUUUUGGAAACCCCCUCCUCUGAUCUGGCUGGGACACAGAAGUAAAGUGAGAGUGUUGGACCCAUAUUUCAUGCAUCAGACUGCGAAAAAACUGCUCCAUAUCCCCUUUCCACCAAAAAUAAAACAGAACUCCUUUCAACCCACCACAGGGUUCCUGGCUGUGUUUGUGGCUCUCAAUUACUGUGAUGUGGUCCACAUAGCUGGAUUCGGUUAUCCCCCAAAGAGUGACCAGCAGCAACCCAUACAUUACUACGGAUCCCACACGAUGAAAGCUAUGAAGUACUCUUCACAUAACGUCGGUCGGGAAGCUCAAGCUUUAAAAAAGUUGGAGGAUUCAGCAGCCAUCACAUACCUGCAUCCACACCUGUGACACAGCGCACCCUUUUUCGUAAAUUUCUGUAAAUAACAGACUUUUUGCGUUUGAGUGCACUUGGUGUAGGCUUUUCAAAACUAAAGCAGGUUUUGUCAUAACACUAUACAUGUUUUGCUUCUCAAUUAAAAUGAUUAGACACUUAUGGGAGGAAGAGGCAACUACUAUCACUGUUUUACCAUUGCUGAGAACUCGGUAUUACAUGCAUGACUUAUAUACACACGGAUUUAUAGGUUUUGGGAAUUUUUGACAGGAUUAUUAUUUUAUGAAGAUCUGAUGUCACCAUAACAACAAAACAAAAAAAAAAAUCACAUACAUAAUUUGAUUUGCAAAAAUGAAUUAACAAAAAGCUGCAUUUAAUCCGAGGAGCUUUAUUUAUGCUUUUUAACCGCUAUCGUUCCCAAAAAAUUUUCCAAUACUUUACUGAAUAAUUAUGAUCACUUUUAAAUACAUAAAAAAACAUUAAAUAUGCACCCACUGUUCAUAAUCAUUUUUUUUCUGUAUUACAAGCAAAAAUGCCAAAUAAAAGUCAUAUAUAGUAAUAAAUAAACUUCAUUUAACGGUGGAAUUAAACUUAGCUAAAUAGAAAAUAUAUUCUCUACGCUUUGGAGUUACCCAAUCUUGUCCAAAAGUUGCCUUGUGAAAAAGUUUUGUGAGCCAUAAUUCAAAGUACUAUUCAAUUCCCAGAUGACAAUUCAAUUUGUAAUUUGAUCAUGCAGUUAAAAAUGCAUUUUUCAGUUGAAAAUUCAAAAUGCAUUUCAGGCUUUUAAUCGGAAAAUUUGCAAUUUAGAAUUUAAUAUUAAAUUUACAAUUCAAUAUGGCAAUUUUAAAUUAGAAUAUUGAGUUAUAAACAAAGUCAACUGCAUUUUAAGUUGUCGUAUGUCAUAAUUCAAAUGACAAUGGUAAAUGGCGCAUUCUUGUAGAGCGUUUUCUACCCUCCUUCCAGGGCCCAAAGCACUUCACAGUCACAGACCCAUUCACCCAUUCACACACACAUUCACACACUGGUGGUGGCUCCGCUACAAACACUAGUGCCAACCUCACACCAGAACAAUUCGGGGUUCAGUGUUUUGCCCUUCGGGCAAGGCGGGAAUCAAACCCGCAAUCUUCCGAUCAGGAGACGACCGCCCUGCCGCUGAACCACGGCCGCAAAAUGAAUUUUACAAUUUACAAUUCAAUAUGCAUUUUGAAUUUGGAUUGU